UUCAGUAACUCAGUGAAUUUCAAAGUAAUCUGACCAACCCUUCACAUUUCACAUUUUGGAAAUCCCUAAUUGUGACAGUUAAAAUAAAUUGAUAAAUUACAUUAAAAAAAUGUAUAGCAAAUCACCUUUAUUUGAAUACAUAUUCCAUCCACAGUAAAGUUAAUACGUAAACGUUUAUUCUAAAGCGUCUUUUCCUAACUGUCCCAAACGGCUUCCAUCUCACGAAAUUACCCAGUAGCCGUUGACGGCUCUUUAGGUGACGGAUCGAGUCCAGUAUUACAAUUUUCUUUUACCCCUUUUCCUUUAUUUUUUGGGCCAAAAAAAGAGAAAAGGAUUGCAAUCUCAGGGCUCACCAUACUCAAUGAGCGGACAGCGCAAUGUCAGAGCGCUCUGGGCAAACUGCAAAGGGGAAGGAAGGCAAAACCAAGUAUGCGUCUCUCAACCUGUUUGAUACAUACAAAGGAAAGAGUCUUGAAACACAAAAGCCUGUUGUUCCCCCCCGCCAUGGCCUGCAGUCUCUUGGUAAAGUUGCCUCCGCACGGCGUAUGCCACCACCUGCCAACCUGCCCAGUCUGAAGGCAGAGAACAAAGGCAACGAUCCAAACGUCUCGCUCGUUCCCAAAGACGGCUCAGGAUGGGCAAGCAAACAGGAACAAGCAGCGGACCCAAAGAGUACCGAUGCAUCGCCAGCACCGCAGCCGGAAUUGCAGCAGCCUGUGGCUUCACCGACACCUGCACCGAUCCGCCCGAGAACCCCGCCAGCUUCAGAGCCUCUGGUGCCAGCUUCAACCCAGGCCGCAGGGGCAAGGUCUUGGGCACAGGCCAGUGGUACACAUGGAACACAAGGGGAUGGUGGAAAGGCAUUAAACCAACAGUCGCCAUUCUCUCGCGAGGAAUUUCCCACCCUGCAGGCGGCUGGCGACCAGGACAAAGUUGGCAAAGAACCGGGCACUGCAGAUCAGUGGUAUGGGCCCGUACCAAACCUCCGCCCCCAGAACGUUACAAGUUGGCGGGACGGUGGGGGCCGACCCAUGGCGCCCACCCUGUCUGGGGAGGGGGCAGUGGAGGGUGGCCUUGGUGGGGCUCUGGUGAUGGAUGGGGCAGCUGGGGUCCCCCUUCUGAACUCUCAGUCCCACGGGCCACCUAGGAACCCUCCCGCAGGCAGCCCCGCCUUGCCACUGCCCCAGCCCCCUGUGGGACCUGGGUUCCCGCAAUACAGAGGGAUCAUGCCUCCAUUCAUGUAUCCUCCCUACCUGCCCUUUCCGGGUCCUUAUGGCCCUCAGGGGCCCUACAGGUACCCGGGACCCGGGGAAGGGCCCCCGCCAAGGUUCAGGCAGGCUGUUCCUCAGGGCGGCCAACGUGAAGGAGGUGGAGAGGGGCCAAAGCGACCCUCUAUCCUAAAGCAGGAUGACCUGAAGGAGCUAGACGAGCUGGACCACGACGGAGAUGACGGAUGGGCCGGCGCUCAUGAGGAAAUUGAUUACUCUGCCAAGUUGAAGUUCAGUGAUGAUGAAGGAGAAGAAGAGGGGGAAGAGGAGAGAUCCGAGAGUAAGAAUGAAUUACGUGAGCAGCAGAGGUCCCAGGAUGCUCCCCCUGCAGCCUCUCGCUCUCGAGCCUCGGACAGCGGCGGAGAAUCUCACUGCACUCCCCCCUCUAAUGCUGACAAUGGUCCGCAACCCCCCUCCAGCAAGCCAGGAUGGGCCGAGGAGGGAGGCGCUGGCGUGGGAGGCCAAGGAGCACCAACAAACUUCCAGGACCGGGCCCAAAACCAGGGUACCUCUCAAGGCCCGGGGAAGCCUCUGCCCGCCCAGCACCAGCCAGCACCAGGAGGCCCCUCUCCAAAUGCCCAGCCUCAGGACAACGAUGAGGAUGAGACUUGGCGCCAGCGCAGGAAGCAGUCCUCCACUGAGAUCUCUGCUGCUGUAGAGCGAGCCCGUCGCCGCCGCGAGGAGGAAGAACGUAGGAUGGAGGAAGAGAGACGUGCAGCCUGUGCAGAGAAGCUGAAGAGGCUGGACGAGAAGCAGCAACAGCAGCUGGGCAGCAACACAGACGGUGGUAGCGAAUGUAAAAGCCCCAGUCUGGAUGGAAACUCUACUGCUGCCACAGGAGGCAGCCCUUGUCCAUCUAUUUCAGCCUCUGCAUCCUCCCCUAACAUCAGCCAGCCCCCAUCCCCCUGUGUUGACCCCGAGGAGCCUCCAGUGCUGCCGGGGUCCAGUCCUGGAAUCAUCGAACGUCAGCGAGCCAGCAGCAACAGCAGCUAUGACUCCAGUGCAGAAGCGCCACAGUGUCCCCAGCCGGCUGUGUCACAGCCCCUGCAGCCCGCACUGGACGUGCCUUUACCAGAGGAACCCAAGGAAGAGGCCGUUAGCGCCACACACAUUCGUGCUAGCAGUGGAGGUGAAAGAGGAGUAGACCCGGUGAAGAUGGAGAAUAUCGGAGGGGGAGCAAGUCGUCAAGCUGGAGGUCCUCCAGGCCAGGGUUACUCGAAGUACCAGAAGUCUCUUCCACCUCGGUUUCAGAGGCAGCAGCAGGAGCAGCUCCUGAAGCAGCAGCAGCAGUGGCAGCAACAGCAGCAGCAGCAGCAGCAGCACAGCCAGGCUUCACAAAGCCAGCUGUCCCCCCAGCCCCAGCCUCAGCAGGGUCCUUCACCAGGUUCAACACCCCAGCCAGGCCCUGGACCUAAGCAGGGUGGCCCCAUGUAUCAACCCGGCAACAUGGUUCGACCCCCGCCCCUGCCAAUGAAUUUCGACCCUCGCUGGAUGAUGAUGCCCUACAUGGACCCCCGCAUGAUGCAGGGCCGCCCUCCACCUAUGGACUACUAUUCAGCAGGCAUGCACCCGUCUGGGCUUAUUGGGCGUGAACGGUCUGAUUCAGGGGGGUCUGGUUCAGACCCCUUUGAUAGGCAGCAACAGCAUCCUGGGCACCCUCACCGUGGGACCCCCCCUAUGGAUCCUAAGAUGGCCUGGGGGCAGGAGGUAUUCCCUGGUGGAGUAGAGGGCCGUGGACUAACCUCCCCACUCAGACAGAAGCAGGCAUUGGAGGAUGACGAUGUGGCCAAAGGGCCCAGGAGCGACACUCCUCCUCAUCGCAUUCAAGAGGGUAGAUUGGGACCCAUUCAGCAGCCCAGCUCCACCUCUGGGACAUCCAAUCAGACACCGCCGCUAGUUGGCAAUCAAGUUGGGACCCAGGGCCACCACCCUCAUCACUACAUGAGUGGGCGGGGCAACUACAGCAACUUCCCUGACCAGGGUGCGAGGAUGCAUCCCCACCAACAACAGAGGGCGGAGAGGGGAAAUCAGCAGCACGCCUACACCCACCAGGAAGAAGGACCUCCACGAGGGUCUCAGCAGGGACAGAUAUGGGGAGCCCCUCACCCUCACUAUGAUCGCAACGGCCGUACUGAACAUCCCCCAAUUGAGAGCAACUCUCAUCUCCACCACCAUCACAGCCACCACCCUCAGCAGCCUCACUUCCCUCUCCAUGGCCAUAAGCCAGAGAACAACAGGGUUGUUGAGGCGCCUGCUAAGAAGACUGACUCUUCUCCCCCAAUCAACCAACCUUCCCUCUCAUCCUCUUGCUCUUCCUCCUCCUCCUCUGUCAGAGAAGAUGGGAAUGUCAAAGCUGUCCUGCACCAUCACCCGAAUCAGAGAGAGAGUGAAGGGCACAGUCAGGCUGAAAGAGGCAACAGUGGCAGUAACAACCAUGUGAAACAGGAGAAAACCGGCCCAGCAUACACUCCCCAUUCCUCCAUGACCCCUAGCCCAACCCCUGCUCAACAUGGCACUCAAACUCAACAGCAGCAGCAGCAGCAGCAGCAGCAGCAGCAGCAGCAGCAGCAGCAGCAGCAGCAGCAGCAGCAGCACCACCACCCUCAUGCUAAACCAAACCAAAGAGGGGGGCGGGAACACAAAACGGAGACCCAGUGGGGCCCACGACCUGGAAGCAGCAGUACUGGUGGGGGGUCCUCUCAUGGUAGGAGGGCCAACAAUGCUGGAGGUGGGAACCACUCCCGUGGAGGGGAGGACUCUAACACUCCAUCGGACCACAAACCCUCCAACCAGACAGGGGGCAGCAAUGCCAACAGGAGGGCCGGCCCAAUUAAGAAGCCGGUGCUGAAAGAGAUGAAGAGAGACGGAGGGGAAGCUGAUGGGGGAGAAAAGAAUAUCUUUAAUAAGGAUAAAGAGAAGGAUAGUAGCCAAACCACCUCGGUGAAGCAGGAAGGCUCCUCCACCUCCCAGAACACAUCAGCUCCAUCUAAAGAUGAGCCAGCUCAGACAGCCAAACCCAGGAAUGGAGGAAAAGAACGAGGAGGAGGAGGAGGGGGGGGCGGGUCUGGUAGAGGGCCCAAAGAUGGAGAUGCCACUUCUUUAGGAUUUUCAGGUUCCUCCUCCAGGAGGGACAGGGACCGCUCCUUUGAGAGAGGAGGAGGCCCCCCCCACCACCAUGGGGUCCCUGCCAAAGGCAGCAGAGUCAGUCGCGGACGAGGGGGAGAGUUCUACGGCCGUGGCCGUGGUUUCCGUGGCGCUUACACCGCCGCUGCUGGGCCCAUUCCCGGCGGUCGGGGCAGAAUGGGUGGCAGGAGCGGCAGAGACUACCGUUCAUCUGUCGGCGGUGGCCACAACCACGAGUCAAAGGGCGAGGGAGCCGGGGGUCGGCACGGUCAGGAUCGGUCCCAGCAUAACCCGGCCAGAGCCAGGAACCGCAGUGAAACCCGAAGCGAGGGCUCAGAGUACGAGGAAAUCCCCAAGAGAAGGAGGGAGAGAGGCUCAGAGACCGGGAGUGAGAGCGGUGCAAGUGACCUCGGCCCCUCUGACAAGGACGAACACCCGAAGCCCAGCAAGAAUGGCUCUGACAACGCCAAUGCCACCGGCAGCGUUAACAUGUCAUCUGCACCACCCAGAGGAUCCCAGGCCCGGGUGUUUACACCAAGAGGUGUGCCCUCAAGGAGGGGCAGGGGUGGAGGAGGUGGAGGAGGUGGAGGAGGUGGAGGAGGUGGAGGAGGAAAUAUGUACCGAAGUGGUGGCAAUGUUGGAGGCCCACCAGGGGGACACAGGGGCGGACCCGGCCCCGCCUCUCAGGGUGGGUCCUCCAAGUCAUCAGGCUCAGCCCGAAAGCAACAAGGCCCGCCUCAUACCUCUGGACCCAAAGACUCGGGCAGGGGAGGAAAUGGAGGAGAGAAGAAAGACAAAAUAGCUGAUGCUAGUCAAACUCAAAGUCAGGGGUCCAAUCCCCCUCAGCCGUCUCUGCCCGCUGCACCUCCUGCCAGUAUAUGUUCCACUGAAAAUGGCGGAGUUGUGACGCAGCAAGCUUCGACCAAUCCUACGCCCAAUCCUACGCCGAACUCAGGAGGGCCAAACGCUCCUCUUCCCACUAACCGUGGGUUCCCUCCCAGCGGGUUUGAGCGCCCACCCAGGCGUCGUCGUCAUGGGCGGUCCCAGCACCAGCAGGACAAGCCCCCCCGCUUCCGUAGACUGAAGGAGCGAGAAAACGCAGCACGCAUCAACGGAGGAGUGGGGGUCAUCGGUGGAGGAAGGCCCUCCUCCCCUUCCCUGAAUUCAGUUCAGGACAGUAACGGAGCACCCACCUCAGCCCCUGUCACGGGCAAUGCCCAAAAUACUAACCACACCACACCAACAACCAACAAUAACAGUGGUGGCGGGCAUCUCGGCAAUGCAAAUAAUCACCAUCAUCACCACUACAACCAGGGCAACGCCGGACAGACGCACCCCCAGCACCACCACAGCCACGGAGCAAAGUCCCCCGACUUCACCAACCAGAACUCGGACCAGGCCAACGAGGAAUGGGAGACUGCCUCCGAGAGCAGCGACUUCACAGAGUUCAGAGACAGGGAGGGAGGAGGAGGGGGGAAGACCUAUUCUUCUCACCAUCCCCACCACGUGGGAAGGGGUGGAGGGGGAGGUGGUGGCGCGGUCGACCGAGACAUGUCGGGGAAAGAGCCCUUGGCUAAUAAAAGAAGCUUCUCAAGCCAGCGUCCAGGCAUGGAGCGACAGAACCGAAGGGUCAACCAUGGAGGAGGUGGUGGUGGUGGAGGAGGAGGAGGAGGAGGAGGAGGAGGAAGAGGCCCACGAGGGCCGCCCGGUGGCGGCUCCGGUGGUCCUGGAAAUGGAGGAGGCAACCGCGGGGAGAGGCGUGGCAACUGGCCCUCUCCAAAAAAUAGGAAGUGAUGAAAAACAUUUCAGAUGAACCCCACCCACAUUAAAAGCACCCUCUUACAUCCUAAUCCCUUUUUGAUAAUUACUUCAUGGCUUAUCUGUUGGCAUCCCUAAACAUAUUAGUGCAUUGAACAGUUAAUGGAGAUAGUAUUUACCUUAGCAACAACCCACUAUCUACCGUCCGUUAUUGUACAUUUCUCCGUUUGUUCCUUCUUGCUCUCCGUUCAGUUGUGCCCCCUCCUGCCCCCUGCCUCCCUUAUCUUCCCUCAAGAACCUCACCCCAGUUGGAUUUGAAUAAGCAUGUGGUUCUGCAAAUGGGAGGUGCACGACGUUUUGACAGACAUUCACACAGAGAUCCACACACUCACAUAUACAAGCACAAAUCAGACAUCUUUACGAACACACGGAACACAUGCAGUCAUGUGGGUGCAAAACGAAAAACGGGGGAUUAAAUUGGCAAAAAUGGAUUGGGCAAAUUUUUAUAUUUAUGUACCGGUGUAUAUUUCUACCACACUUUGGCCUUGGGUGGUAUUCAGUAGUGCAGUGCUGCAUUACCCUCAUUUCCCUCACAAAGGGAAAAAGCUGCAGCUUCAUCUUUUAACGUGAACAAUGUACCAUAAGAUGUUUUCUCUUUGUGUCUUUUUUUUGGCCUUGUGUCAGAUGAGUUUCAACCUCUCAGCAAAUGUUAGGGGUGUGGGUAUUUUCUUCUAAAACGCAGGUAAUUAAAAACCUUUUUAAUAAAUUCCCCAAAUCCCCUUUUUGAUGACUUUUUGGUCUCUUGCAAACUAUGUCUAUGAUUACUGUGAUAGGACCCAUCAAAGUACUACUGCUUAGUGCUCACCUACACUUUGCAUUGAUCACAUUGAUUUGUCUUUAAUAUCAAUGUUUCUGCAGCUUGUUCAGAUCGAUGGUGUGAUUUUGUCCCAACCCCUAAAAAGUUGUUGACCUGCUCUGACAUUUCAUUUGGUAGUGGUUGGUCCUUUUUAGGAAAUGAUGGCUUUUUAGCCUCAUCGUAGCAUCCUCCUUAAGUUCUGCAUCAGUUUCCCCAAGUUUUAUUCUCUCAUUUGAGUUUUGUUUACCCUUUCAAGACUGUAUUAAUAGCUUAAUGGCUUUAUUUUAACAACCAUUAUUUCCUCAGUGACUUCCAUUUGUAUGGAAACACUUUUUUUUCUCGGAAGAUAAAAUACCUAUUGAUCUUGUGAGGGGGGAAAACGAGUUAAGUGAAAAUGUAGGCCAUGUUAGAAUUAAGAAAAAAAAAGUUUGACUUUCAUAAAAGUUGUUUAUGCUUUAAUAGGUAAUUAAAUAUAUGUUCUAAUAAGCACUCCUUGUAGUAUAACAACAAUCAAAUGUUUGCAGUUCUUUUUUAGUUUUUUUUCUUCUUUGUUUUUUUUGGGCAAGUUACAUGUCAUGCAUCAGGACAGGUACUCUGUCUGGGCCCAGAGUACAGAGAUAAGGAUGAAUAUUGUACUAAAACACCCCCUCUGUGUACUCUUGUGGAGACUCCUCACACCGAGAAAGGACUAAUACCAAGAGCUCUGAGUCUGACAAAGUGUGUGUUCUCGGGAUGGCUGUUCCAGGACAACCAGAAGCCCAAACUAAUAGAUUUCAGGACAAUGCUGCAACACAGUUUCCAAGAUUUCACUCGCAACAAAUAAUGCAGACCUGGAGUGUUGUGAACAUAUUUGGAUUGAUGUAGAAUUACACAUGUAAACAUAGUUUGUAUCAUACUUAAAAUACAUAAAAAUGGCACACAGACGGAAUCCAACUAAAAUCGAUGUAUACAUCUGCAUCAAUUCUGUCACUGCUGUAAGUUGGGGUGUGUUUGUUUACUGACAACAGUUUGAAGAUGGGAUGUUGUGAGUAGGGCAUUUGAUGAUUUGUGUACGUUGUGUGUGUGUGUGUGUGCUGGUGUGUAUGUGUGUGUGUGGCAUGUGUGCGUUUUCCGGUGUUUGCAUAAUAACUCGGGGGAAGGGGUGGGGGACCAGAGGGGUUUAACAUGAAUGGCAAGCACUUUUCUGCCUUGUUUGCCCACAUGUGAUUUAACCAUCAUUAUUAAGACAAUUCUACUGUUUCUUAAAUACAUCCACAUGUAUACGUUCAGCUGUGUCUACAUGUUCAACAUCCAAAUGAACACGCAGUGGAGAACUUCACCCUUUUUUUGUGUGUGUAAUUUAAUCAUACAUUCUUCUGCAGGCAAGUGAAGUUGGACAUACUUUAUUUUUCUCACUUCUAAGCAUGAACACACACCCAUGGGUGCAGCUUGCUUUGCCUGUUUAUACAUUGAUAGCUGUACACUUAAACUCUGGCUCAAAGAGUCCUUCAUCCCUCCUUUACUCUUAAUGUUGAUGUGCGCAUUAUUUUAUGUACCCAUGUUAAAAGAAAACUAAAUUAGUGUAUUCCAGAAAGAAAUUACUCAAAGAUUGUACUAUGUUUCCAGCAUUACCAAGGUACCUGGAGUGGUUCAAACUGUUUUUUAGCAUUUAUGGUUUUAUUAAUGGAACCGUAAUAUACACACAUGUCUGUAUAUUGGUAUGUAUCUAAGUUUUGUCUACCCCAACUUACAUUCCCACCAACAAAUGUUGCCAUUUUUAGUUCAAGGGAGCAAUGUACAAGCAGAGAAGUGUCUUAUUAUAAUAAAGUUAUACAGAGAAGGCAAAGUUAAAUAAACUACUUUUGAUUUAAUGGAAAAUGAAA
Molecule: messenger RNA, 8867 nt
Organism: Gymnodraco acuticeps
Lineage: Eukaryota; Metazoa; Chordata; Actinopteri; Perciformes; Bathydraconidae
Gene: prrc2a
Product: proline-rich coiled-coil 2A
Exons: 17
Coding region: 378-6185 (1935 amino acids)
Biological process (GO): cell differentiation
Source: RefSeq, a predicted model, not a curated record